Molecule: messenger RNA, 747 nt
Organism: Laccaria bicolor S238N-H82
Lineage: Eukaryota; Fungi; Basidiomycota; Agaricomycetes; Agaricales; Hydnangiaceae
Exons: 2
Coding region: 1-747 (248 amino acids)
Source: RefSeq, a predicted model, not a curated record
AUGCCUUUUGUUAAACCAACGCCCGAGGAGAUCAGGAAAACGGCGCGAGCGGCGGUAUCAGCUUUGGAAAAGAACAAUCUCAAGGCGUGUCUGUUCGGAAGCGCCGCUUGCGCAAUCUAUGGGAUGGAAAACCGGGUCCCAAAUGACGUGGAUCUGAUCGUCCUUACCAACACGAUAGAGCAAGAGCAAAUUAAACGCCUUCUUGUAUCAACGGACAACGACUUCUUUCUCGUCCCGUCUACGAAUCCGCGUGCAAACUACCGCGUACUCUGGUACAACCUCGACCCGUGGGACGCCUGCGAUGGUAGAGCUACACGGUGUAAAGUCGAUGUCCUCGUCCCUGGUGUGCUCAGCAUCCCAAAUAUACCACCUAGGCUCAUAUGCUUCGAGCAAACCCACCCCGAUAUACCAUUGACCCCAUUUUUCACCCUCCUCUUGCUUAAAUUAAGGGGAUGGUGGGAUCACCUUACCGAUCACAGGGAAUACAUGUGGGAGAAAGUGCCUUUCGAUGAAAGAGACAUUGAGGAAUUAUUGGAGCUCGCCGUUGAAGAGUACGAAGUUCAUUUGCAGAAGGAGAGGUGGUUACCGAUGUGGCUUAUAGAGGAGUCAGAAGAGAGAGCGAGGUAUUUUGUGAUUCACUGCCCUGAUACCACGGAUGCUUGGAGUGAAAUUGGGUUUGACUUGGACUUCAGCUAUGACGAGGCAACGGAUUCAGAAGAUCUAAAUUUUGAUGAUUUUAGGAUUUAG